GCGGGAAGAGCGGCAGCGCCAUGAGUUCGUCGCGCGCGUUCAAGGUGGCGUUCAAGUGCAGUGCAUGCGGCAAGUGCUGCACAGGAAAGGGGGGUAAAGUCCGAGUAAACACGCGCGAGGUGGAGGCGAUUGCGGAUCACCUGUCGAUCCCGACGAAGGAACUGCGACGGCAUUAUCUGCGGCGUCAUCGUGACGACGACUUCGACUCGCUCAAACAAACGCCUGAUGAUCGCCAGUGCAUCUUCUUGGACGGAAAGCAAUGCUCCAUUUACCCAGUCCGACCGACACAAUGCCAAACAUACCCAUUCUGGCCACAGCAACUCAUCUCCAAGUACGAUUGGACUCUUGCGUCCAAAGAAUGCGAAGGCAUCCUUCUUGACCCAUCAAGCGACGAUGACAUCAUCCCGGACGACCGCAUUCUCAAGGAAACAGUCAUCCACGAAGUGCAUCGAUCUGGCGAAAACAUCACGUACAACGAGAUCAACGAGCUCGUUGCCGAGUUGGACCCCGAUAUGCUACAUGCAUUUGAUCAGGAAGUCGCAUCCAAGUAUCGCCGCAAGAUUGUCUACGAAGACCAGCAUGUCGUCGUCCUCGACAGCUUCUUCGACAAGUUGCCGCCGACGCGAUCCUUACACUUCACGGAUCGACUCCAGUUGGUGCAGAGUGAAGUGUUCUUGACACAUGAAGGGGCAGUCGACCACUCGUACUUGUCGCUGGACGUCCACCGGGGAUUGAGUGUAGCUUUGGGGUUCCUCGAUGACUCACGACGCUCGUCGCAGUGGCGCAUCGCCAUGCUUGGUGCCGGUGCGAGCGUCCUCCCGACGUUUUGGCACCACCUGAUCACCCGCCAUCGUCCCGUCCACAUCCAAGUCGUCGAGCCGAGGGAGGAUAUGCUUCGCGCGGGGCGCGAGUACUUCGACGCGGCCGACGCGUUGCAAGUCCACCAACAGUUUGGGGAAUCAUUCGUGUCCGAGUCUCUCAUGGCGGGGGCGUUGAUGGACCUGAUCGUUGUGGACGUCGAGGAUGGUACAAGCCAUGCCGUGUCCGACGAUCGCGGCGACGGACUGCUGCGAGCGCCACCCGCGUCAAUGACGUCGUUCUCUUUUCUUCAGGACAUUCGACAACUGUUGACGCCACGUGGAGUCUUUGCCGUCAACGCGAUCGACGGAGACAAACCCAUUGGCGAACGCGCCCCCCGUGGAAGCAGUGUGCACUGCUUAUCGCGGCGGAUGGCGGCCGUGUUCGAUCAAGUGUGGAUGCUCGAGUUGGCCGCGAACGUAAUCGUGUUUGGUGUGAAGGGGGACUCGACAUCGUCGGCGGGACCGUCCGGAUGGAGCGACGAAAACGACGCCCUUCAAGAAAUCCUGGACGAAUUCCGACCAAACCUGCGCCGCGUGCAGUAGCCACCCGAUGCCGCGGGCUUGCGCUCACACGACAAAUACGAGCUCAUUUGUCUCCGUGUUUUGGCAUCACCAUGGACGCGUAAGUUGGAUGCAAUUCCCACAACACGGACACUGGCUUGGCGCGGACCGUCGUUGGCUUUGUCAAAUGCACUCCAUCCUUCGAUUCCUUUUGCAUGGAACGCCACGCGACGAUUCUGUCUUCGCUCCACGUGGGCAUCAAUCUCGUCGUCGAAACCUCGCCAUGUCGAAAUGCAGCACCUUUCCAU
Aphanomyces invadans is the source of this 1669-nucleotide messenger RNA. RefSeq lists its product as hypothetical. The record is from RefSeq and is a predicted model, not a curated record. The transcript has 7 exons. Lineage: Eukaryota; Oomycota; Saprolegniomycetes; Saprolegniales; Verrucalvaceae. Bases 21 to 1403 code for a protein of 460 amino acids.